AUGGAACAGGUGAACCACACUAGCAGCACCAGCUUUGUGCUGGCCGGCUUCGCGCUGGCAGGCACCCUGCAGCCCCUGGCCUUCACCGGGGCGCUGCUCAUGUACCUGCUGACGCUGGUGGGCAACGUGCUGGUGGUGGCGCUGGUGCGUGCAGACGCGGGGCUGGCCACACCCAUGUACUUCUUCAUCAGCGUGCUGUCCUUCCUGGAGCUGGGCUAUGUGAGCACCACGGCGCCCACGCUGCUGGGCACCCUGCUGCAGGGCGGGCGCGCUGUGCCCGCCUCCGCCUGCUUUGCACAGCUCUAUGUGUUCCACUCGCUGGGCAUGACCGAGUGCUACCUGCUGAGCGUCAUGGCUCUGGACCGCUACCUGGCCAUCUGUUGGCCGCUGCGCUACCAUGCGCUCAUGAGCCCGCGGCUGCGUCGGGGGUUGGCGGGCGCCACGUGGGCUGCGGGCUUCUUGGCGGCGCUGGUGCCCGCGGGGCUCACGGCCUCGCUGCCCUUCUGCCUGCGCGAGGUGGCACACUACUUCUGUGACCUGGCGCCGCUCAUGCGCCUGGCCUGCGUGGACACGGGCUGGCACGGCCGCGUCCACGGGGCGGUGAUAGGAGUGGCCACUGGGUGCAACUUCGUGCUCAUCCUGGGUCUGUACGGGGGCAUCCUGCGUGCGGUGUUGAAGCUGCCUUCGGCGGCCAGCCGUGCCAAGGCCUUCUCCACCUGCUCUUCGCAUAUGACUGUGGUGGCUCUGUUCUAUGCCUCUGCCUUCACGGUAUAUGUGGGUUCCCCUGGGAGCCGCCCUGAGAACUCAGACAAGUGCAUAGCCUUGGUGUAUGCUCUGCUCACCCCUUUCCUGAACCCCAUCAUCUACACGCUGCGCAACAAGGAGGUGAAAGAGGCUGUUAAGAGGGUCUGUGGCAGGAUCAGGGCCCUUCCUAAGAGACCCUGA
Erinaceus europaeus (western European hedgehog) is the source of this 945-nucleotide messenger RNA. RefSeq names its product olfactory receptor 6N2-like. The record is from RefSeq and is a predicted model, not a curated record. Gene Ontology annotation, biological process: G protein-coupled receptor signaling pathway. NCBI's taxonomy places the organism in Eukaryota, Metazoa, Chordata, Mammalia, Eulipotyphla, Erinaceidae. The transcript has a single exon. Gene Ontology annotation, molecular function: olfactory receptor activity; G protein-coupled receptor activity. Gene Ontology annotation, cellular component: membrane. Bases 1 to 945 code for a protein of 314 amino acids.